AUGCCGAAAGACACAAGACUUAUGGGCUAUGCAGAUGAUACAGCGGCGACAAUAGCUGUUCGCGAUCUUGAGCAAGCUCAUGGUCCAAGUUUAGCUAUCCAGAAGACAGAGAUCGUGAUUUUAACUACAAAAAGAAUUGACGUGGAAAUCCCUAUACAGGUGGGAACCGAGGAGGUGCAGGCACAAAAGGUAGCAAAACACCUUGGCAUCUUGCUCGAUAAUAAGCUCACCUUUUGGGAGCACAUUAAACGAGCGGCUGACAAGGCAUGCACGGUUACGACAAAUCUAAGUCGUUUAAUGGCAAAUGUAGGAGGUCCAAAAUCAAGCAGGCGACGUCUCUUAAUAUCAGUGACGCACUGUAUCCUUCUGUAUGGAGCCGAAGUUUGGGCGGAUGCUGUUAAAAUAGAGAAAUACCGCAAACGCAUGGCAGGGAUACAGGGAAGAGGAGCCCAACUAGUGGCAUGUGCUUACCGCACCGUCUCGGAACCAGCGGCGCUAUUGAUUGCCGAAGUUAUGCCAAUUGAUCUGCUUACGGCAGAACGCAAGGUGGCAUAUGUGAAGAUAAACGAAUGCGGCAAAUUUGAGGCCAAAAGAGAAGCCAGAGCACAAGCUAUACAGAAAUAG
Molecule: messenger RNA, 624 nt
Organism: Belonocnema kinseyi
Lineage: Eukaryota; Metazoa; Arthropoda; Insecta; Hymenoptera; Cynipidae
Exons: 1
Coding region: 1-624 (207 amino acids)
Source: RefSeq, a predicted model, not a curated record